Messenger RNA from Monopterus albus (swamp eel), 1086 nucleotides. Its product is annotated as claudin-8-like. The coding region runs from base 1 to 1086 and encodes 361 amino acids. The transcript has a single exon. The record is from RefSeq and is a predicted model, not a curated record. Gene Ontology annotation, molecular function: structural molecule activity. Gene Ontology annotation, cellular component: membrane; bicellular tight junction. NCBI's taxonomy places the organism in Eukaryota, Metazoa, Chordata, Actinopteri, Synbranchiformes, Synbranchidae.
AUGGUUCAAGGCCAUUCUGAGAUAGCUGCACUGUGUGUCGGCCUGAUCGGGCUGAUCGGGGUGGCAGCUACUACGGGGAUGCCCAUGUGGAAGGUGACAGCUUUCAUCGGAGAGAAUAUAAUUGUGAUGGAAACUCGCUGGGAGGGCUUGUGGAUGAACUGCUACCAACAGAGCAACUUCAGGAUGCAGUGUAAGGUGUACGACUCACUGCUGUUCCUGUCCCCGGAAUUACAGGCAUCCAGGGGUCUGAUGUGCUGUUCUCUGGCCUUAUCAGGGCUGGGGCUCCUUGUGGGUCUGGCGGGAAUGCGAUGGAUUUCCUGUUUCCAAGGUAAUCAUCGGGCUAAAACCUUUAUCCUGAUGGUUGCAGGUAGUAUGCAACUUAUGGCCUGCAUUUGUGUCUUUAUCCCAGUGUCAUGGACAGGCCACGUCAUCAUUAGAGAUUUUUACAAUCCUUUGCUAAUUGAUGCCCAGAGGAGAGAGCUGGGACAGGCUCUCUACAUUGGUUGGGUGACUGGCGCCUUCCUUUUUGCCUCAGCUAUGUUGUUUGUUUGCCGCCGUUUGCCCUCAGACAAAGGCUCGUUCGACGUGCACUACCCAGCCAACUUGUUUGGUUACAAGCCAGCACCCAGCAGGCCACCUCUGACAUAUCAUCCCAUCUCUGGUGUUUCUAGCCUUCGAUCAACUGCAUAUCAACCUUCUCUGCAGAACAACGGCUCUGUUGGACAACAAGCUACCCUACUGCAAAAUGUCCCGCAAGUAAUGACAAAUGAUGGAGCAUUAAUUAACCCUUCUCUUGUUCAUGAUCCAAGUCUGCCUGAAAAUGUAUCACUGUUAUAUCAAGGUAACAUGGCUCACUGUUCACCUGUGCAGAUUGCUAACCAUACUGGAAACCUGUACACACCACAGAGCUACUUAUACCUAAGUCGAAACACCUCACCAUAUUCCCUGGCUCGUACGGACAAUCCCACUGCAUCCAGCCUGUCCAGCUUUCAUCCAGUUAAACAGAAUCCUAUUUUCAUAACAUAUAAAGCAUCAAUAAUUGAACCAGUGUCUGACAGUGGGAGCAGUGUUGGUCUAUACAUAUAA